AUGGCGAUGGAAAUUAUCACUUUGUUUGUGAAUAGGGUGAUGAAUGCUGGUCUCUAUGAGGGGAUUAAGAUUCCUAAUGAUGGCCCUAUGCUAUCACAUUUAUGUUAUGCAGAUGACGUCCUAUUUUUAGGCCGUUGGUCGGUUCAGAACGCGGUCACUUUGAGUCGCCUCCUUCGGUGGUUGAACUUGGUUACGGGCCUAAAAGUUAAUUUUCAAAAAAGCAAAUUGUACGGGUUUGGGGUUGAUGAAGAAGAAAAACUGCGGCUGGCUAGUGUGUUAAAAUGUGAAGUUGGAAAGCUCCUGUUCUCCUAUCUUGGAAUCCCUAUAGGCGUAAAUAUGAAAAGAUCGAAGUAUUGGGAUCUGGUGAUCAAUAAAUUCUCUGCAAAAUUAUCCAAGUGGAAGGCUAAGUUUCUGUCUCUUGCAGGUAGAGUCACCUUGGCCAAAUUGGUUCUAGGUAGUCUUCCCUCGUAUUUUCUGUCUCUUUUCGUUGCCCCGAAGUGCGUGAUUAAUAAAUUGGAGAAGAUCCGAAGAGAUUUUGUUUGGGGAUUUUCCGGUUCGAUAAAAAAGAUGAGAUGGGUUCGUUGGGAAGGGAUUGUGAAUUCUAAAAGAAAAGGUGGGUUAGGAGUAGGGAGUAUAAGAGAUUUCAAUAUAGCGAUGUUGACUAAAUGGUGGUGGAGAUAUAAUUCGAAUCCGAAUCAGUUAUGGACUAAAGUUUUUUGUUCGAUCCACAAGAAUAAUUCUAAUCUAUUGAUCCCUUUGAAAAAAACAAUCCUGGGGGUGUGGAAUGACAUUGGCAAAAUGGAUAAGGUUUUAGACAAGGCUGGCCUUAGCCUUAUUCAGAACUUAGUAGUGGAAAAUGGGGUUUGGAAGUGGCGUUCAUCUGCUGAAGUGGGGUUCUCGGUUAAGCAGGUGCGGUUGGACCUAGAAAGUUGUCGAGUGGCGAACCCGGCGGUCGAUCCAGCCCUUGUUUGGAAUAGCUGGGCUCCGGCAAAAGGUAACAUCCUUCUGUGGCGGGCUCUCCUCGGCCGUAUAGCUUCUAAGGAAGAGUUAGUAAAGUAUGUUAAAGAUUGCCCGGGAAGUGCCACUUGGAAGCGGUUAGUUUCUACGGUUGUUAUCGCUACGGUUUGGAGAAUUUGGAGCGCUAGAAACUCCAAAGUGUUUGAGGACAUCUUCAUCCCCAUCAUGAAGACUGUAGAAUUCAUCAAAGAAGACGCUUUUCUUUGGGUCAGUAAUAGAGCGAAGAAUAUGAAGCCUACAUGGGAGAAAUGGGUGUUGUUUGAUGUAGUUGAUCUGAUGUAA
This is a messenger RNA of Helianthus annuus (common sunflower), 1299 nucleotides long. RefSeq lists its product as uncharacterized. The coding region runs from base 1 to 1299 and encodes 432 amino acids. The record is from RefSeq and is a predicted model, not a curated record. Lineage: Eukaryota; Viridiplantae; Streptophyta; Magnoliopsida; Asterales; Asteraceae. The transcript is spliced from 2 exons.